UGCGCGCCGCCACGCCGAUAUAAUAAAUAUAUUGUAAUUUGUAGAUAAAUAAUAAUAAUAUUAUUAUUAUCAUCGUGAAAGCAAUAAUAAUGAUAUAAAUUAUAAUAUCAUAAUCGUGCGCGAGUUUUUUCCACCCACAAUUAUUAUUAUUAUUAUCGAUCGCAUAUCAUCCGCGACUAUCAUUCCGGUCGGUAUUUAUUUACUGCUGACGCUGCCGAGAUAAUCGUAAUAUUAAUUCCCUGCGAUCGUAUCGUGCGGUUUUGUUGCUGGUGCAGUUUAUACACACGGUCGUUUUAUAAUAUCACCCCGGAACUCAAAACAAUAUUACUUAAGUCUUCCUCUAAACCUAUUUCUUGGUAUUAGUCAGUCUUAUAUUCGUUACUAGCCGAUGGAAUCGAAGAUCGUGCAGCAUCGUCGUGCGUAAUCGAUCGGCCCCGUCAUGGCUAACAACACGGAUAAAUGGGCUGAAGAACAGGAGCCCAAUUCGUUUCUCUUGGGCGAAGAUCGCAGCGUGCAGCCAGGGUUCGUCAGGCAGAACCGUCGGCAAUCCGGUAAUGUCGGAGUUUUCAAAGAUGACAAACGAACGGAGAAGACACAUGAAGAUCCAGUUUCUAUGGCCAUCGGCGAAUUCGGCCGAUGGCAAGCUAUGCUUACAUUAAUUUUGUCCUUGUUAAAUUUGCCUUGUACAUGGCACAUAUUCGUAUUAACGUUCCAGGGGGCAGAUACGGACUUCUGGUGUACACCGCCGCCGGGUGUACUGAACCGGAUAUCCGUGGAUGAAUGGAAAAUUCUAAGUGGUGUAAUCUCAGAAUCACCAACAACCAAUGUAUCAGUAUACGAUCCUUGUCAUUAUCGUGACAUAAACUAUGACAGUUUACUUCGUAACUAUACUUACGGAGAAUUACUUCAAAGAAAAACAGAACAAUAUGAGCUGAAAACUUGUUCUUCAUGGCAAUUCAAUACUACUGAAUUCGGCGAUACAAUCACUUCUGAAUGGAACCUAGUUUGUGACCGAAAAGAAUUAAAAAACUUUGCUGAGAUGAUGUUCUUGAUGGGUGUUGCUUUUGGAGGUUUCUUUUCCGGACUCGUGUCUGACAGAUUUGGUAGAAAGAAGACAUUGAUGGCUUCUUUAAUUAUGCAGUUGGCUCUUGGUAUUUUAGUAGCUAUUUGUCCUUGGUUUGAAUUUUAUUUGGUAUUGAGAUUUAUUUUGGGAUUUGUUUGUGUGAGCAUCGUCUUCAGUGGUUUUGUCUUGUGUAUGGAACUGGUUGGUGGUAAAUGGUUGACAAUUGCUGGAGUUCUUUAUUUGCUCCCAGUUCCGAUGAGCUAUAUUAUAAUUUCCGGAAUUGCAUAUAUAUGUAGAGGGUGGAGGUUACUGCAGUGGUGUGUUACGUUGCCCGCUGUAUUUUUCUUGGUUUUGCAUUGGUUUGUUCCCGAAUCACCGAGAUGGUUAUUAGCUAUGGGGAGAGUGGAAGAGACAAUGGAAGUUUUGCAAAAGGCCUCUAAAAUCAAUAAGCAUUCUUUACCAGUGAACAUGGACAAAAUUCUUAAACAAAGUAUAAACAAAUUUGAAAUUAAUGGCAAACCCAAAGUACGAGUUUCAGAUUUAUUUCGUACUAAAAAUAUUAGAAAAAUUUCACUUGUUUUAUACAUACUUUGGUUCAGUCUUUACUUAGUAUACUACGGUCUUGUACUUAAUUUGUCCAACAUUGGAGGAAAUAUAUACAUAAAUACUAUAAUCUCAGGUUUGGUCGAAAUUCCAUCAAUAUUGAUUAGUGUGGUAAUAUUGCUCAAAAUGGGUCGAAGAAUUCCACUGUGCCUCACCAUGGUAGCUGGAGGAAUUGCGUGUUUGCUAACUACAAUUCUACCACCAGAUACGGAUGAGUGGAUAUCACUAUCAUUGGUGAUGGCUGGCAAAUUUUCCGUUUCAUCGUCAAACGUUAUUAUGCCUCUCUACACAGCUGAAUUGUUUCCAACUGUUAUAAGAAAUUUAGGCGUGGGAACUUCAAAUAUACCAGCAGGAAUUGCUCUUAUUAUGGUGCCAUAUCUUUGGAAUUUAUCUCCAUAUAGCAAAGUGUUACCAUUAUUGGUAUUGGGAACAGUCAGCGUUAUUGGUGGAUUGUCUGUACUUAUGUUACCAGAAACAGGCAGUUAUCUUUCUGAUACAUUAGAAGAAGUAGAGGAUUGUAUUAGCACAUCAAAUAAUUCACAGAAAAAAUAUAUCGAUACAAUAAGUAGUAAUGUACAAAAUUCACCAUCCGAGAAAGAAUAAUUUUAUUAUUCUUUCAUAGUACAUAUUAGACGGUUAAUUAUUGUUUAUUCAUUUGUCUUCCUAAACUUUUUAUUACGUUUUAUAAGUAUUUUAAAAACAUAUUUUUAUUCAUUCUACAUAUUUCUGUGAUAAUUAUCUAAAAUUAUUGUUGAUUAAUAAGUCAACGAAAGUACUACACCGAUAAAUUAUAUUAUGUUAAUAUACGUAGCUUUUAAAAAAAAUAAAUUGAAUUAAGUUAGUUUUUGUGAAUAACUGAACUUACUUUGUCAAUUUUUUUUUUUUAUAAAUUAUUACCUAUGGAUAAUAUAAUAUAUAUUGUUAGACAUACAUGUUAUUUACAUUUAGUAUUAUCCUUAUUUUAUUAAAUAAUAUAAAAUGUAUAUAUUUAAAUGAUUAAUAUUAUAUAUGUAUUAUGUAUUAUGUAUAAUGUAUAUGUAUAUUUUAUAUUAAUAGGAAAAAAUAUUAACUUUAAUCAUAAUGUUUAAGAUAAAUAACAUAUUUGUUAUUAUGUUUUUGUUAACCGUAAAGUAAGUGAAAAGUAUUAUAUUAGUAGAUUGUAUUGAUUUAUAAAAAAUUGUAUUAUAUAAACUUAAAAUAUGAUAUUGGAAUAAUUGACCAAGACUUAAUAUAAAUAUAUUUAAAUACUACUAAUUAUAUUUUAUAAUCUUGUAAUUUCUCAUACAUGAGCUAUGUACUGCGUUUUAAUUUCAGCGUUAAAACAUACAUAGGUAUUAGAUUUUAUUUUUAGAUGUUUAAACAAAAUUUUACCAAGUACUUACUACAACAAAUAAACUUAAAUAUAAAAGAUACUACAUAAUUGUAGAAAACUGGGUCAUAAUUAUUAAAUGUAUAUAUAAUAGUUUAAUAGAUUGAUUCUUGAUAUUUGAGUAUAUUUAAUUUUGACCUUCGAGACUUGAGUACGUAUAAAUAUUAUCAGCGAAAUAAGAUUUAUUUAAACUCGAUAAUUUGAUGAAUACAAAAUCAAAUCUUGUUGAAAGUUGUCCGGAGGAUUUAAAGAAUAUAAAACAACGAAUCUAAACACGUUUUUCGAAAUUUGUAUUGCGUAUUUUGAUUGAUCAAUGUGUUGAAUAGAUUUUUUUAACAGGAAAAAUAGUCUGUUUCAAAUCCAUUUAUGUGUCUCUUUAUGCAUUUACAAUUUUUUUUGUUUGAAAACAAUUAAUCUAUUAAAUUGCCUUCAAUUUUAUUUAAUUAAUUUCUAAUGUAUUAUUUGAUUUAAAAAAAACCUAGGUUACAAUGGUCAUUGAUUGUCAUAAAAUAUAUAAUUUUUAAAACAUUAUUAUAUUAUAUAAAUUCUAUUUUAACACUUUUUGAUUAACUUUUUAAAUUUGUUUUAAUUAGUUUAUAGAUUUAUGUGUGUUUUGGCCUGUAGGUUUUCUGGUCCGGACAUAAAAACUCCAAAAGUAUUGGAUAAAUGUUAAAUAUGAUUCCAGCUUCCUGCCUCCUGAGUCCUGGUAUGCACUGAAGUUUGCCUAUCUAUUGUAUUAAUUAGUUUUUUAGUGUACCAAUGGGUCUAUUAAAAUACUAACAUUAAUAUAAUCAUUAUACUUUUGUGAAUUUAUUAAAAUUAUUUCUCGAAU
Rhopalosiphum padi (bird cherry-oat aphid) is the source of this 3867-nucleotide messenger RNA. RefSeq names its product organic cation transporter protein-like. Gene Ontology annotation, biological process: transmembrane transport. NCBI's taxonomy places the organism in Eukaryota, Metazoa, Arthropoda, Insecta, Hemiptera, Aphididae. The coding region runs from base 440 to 2269 and encodes 609 amino acids. Gene Ontology annotation, molecular function: transmembrane transporter activity. The record is from RefSeq and is a predicted model, not a curated record. Gene Ontology annotation, cellular component: membrane. The transcript has 13 exons.